Messenger RNA from Momordica charantia (bitter melon), 1744 nucleotides. RefSeq names its product Nuclear transport factor 2 (NTF2) family protein with RNA binding (RRM-RBD-RNP motifs) domain-containing protein. Lineage: Eukaryota; Viridiplantae; Streptophyta; Magnoliopsida; Cucurbitales; Cucurbitaceae. Gene Ontology annotation, molecular function: mRNA binding. Gene Ontology annotation, cellular component: cytosol; ribonucleoprotein complex. The record is from RefSeq and is a predicted model, not a curated record.
UAGGUUGCCUUUUGCGGCUUUGGUGUUUUGGUGGCGCUUCUGGAAGAUUCAGUACCGCAAACCCUAAGCAAACCCUAGAACACAUCCCCUGGGAGAGGUGGGAGAAGACGAGAAGCCGCUUCGCGAUUACCGAUUCUCCACAGUCUCACUUCUCUUGCCCGAUCCCUCUCUCUUCUUCCACUCCCAGGUCCGCUCUCCACCCCCUUCUUCUCCGUUUCUAUCGAUCGGUGAUCGGCAAUGGCGUCUUCGGUGCAGCCGGCCUCCGUAGAAACCUUGCCUCCAACUGCUGAUGUUGUUGGGAAUGCUUUUGCCCAUCAGUACUACCAUAUUUUACAUCAGUCGCCGCAACAUGUCCAUCGGUUUUAUCUGGGCGACAGUAAGCUUGGGCGUCCUGGAGCGGAUGGAGUAAUGAGCAUGACUACUACGACGGAAGCUAUCAAUGAGAAGAUACUAUCUCUUAAUUGUGGUGAAUUCAGGGCUGAGAUUGUUACUGUUGAUGCACAAGAAUCUUUGAACGGGGGAGUUCUUGUGCUUGUGACUGGAUAUUUGACUGGAAAGGAUAACUUGGGCAGGAAAUUUACACAGAGUUUCUUCCUUGCACCACAGGAGAAGGGUUACUUUGUUUUGAAUGAUGUCUUCAGAUAUGUUGAAGAUACUAAUACUAUCCAUCAGAAUGUAAAUCAGGCUGUUGUCAAUACUGUAGUUGAUCCCGUUAAUCCUGUUGAUGCUGCUUCUCCUGCACUGGCAAGUCACGUGCCUGAGGAAGCAGCUGCUGAAUUAACAGAAGAUAAUGGUGAGGUGAUAAACAAUUCUGACGAUGAUGGUAAAGUUCCAGCUCAAGAAGAUGAAGUAGAACAAGUACAAGAGAUUGUUCGUGAAGUUCCAGUUCCAGAGAUUGUUCGUGAAGUUCCAGUUUCAGAGAUUGUUCGUGAAAUUCCAGUUCCAGAGAUUGUUCGUGAAGUUCCAGUUCCAGAUGACGGGCAUCAGGUGGUGGCUGAAUCGAAUGCUAAAAUUGAAGAUACCCCAAAAAAAUCAUAUGCCUCUAUUUUGAAGGUUAUGAAGGAAAGUGUACCUGCUCUCUCAACUUCUCCAGCUCCUCCGAAAUCUGCUCCGAGGAGCCAUGAGCAAGUGUCUGAUGUACCUCCUCCAGCCCCAGUUGCUGAAACUCAGAUCUCUACAACAGACGUUAGUGAAAAUGGAAACAUGCAGGAGGCUGAAGGGGAUGGUCAUUCUAUCUAUGUGAAAAGUCUGCCCAUGAAUGCUACGCCUGGCCUUCUUGCAACUGAGUUCAAGAAGUUUGGACCCAUUAAGAACGGAGGUAUUCAGGUUCGAAGCCAAAAGGGUUUCUGCUUCGGCUUUGUGGAAUUUGAAGUAGCAAGUGCCGUGCAAAGUGCACUUGAGGCUUCGCCUAUCAUGAUUGGUGGGCGUCAAGUGGUGGUUGAGGAGAAGAAGUCUACUAGUCGAGUGAAUAAUAGGGGACGGUUCAUACCUGGAAGAGGAACUGGAUAUAGAAAUGAUGGGGUAAGAGGGCGUGGUAACUAUGGAAAUGGUGGUAACUAUGGAAAUGGUGGAAACUAUGGAAAUGGUAGAAACUAUGGCCGUAAUGAUUUCAACAACAGGCCUGAAUAUGCUAACAAGAACGGUAAUCGUGGAGGGUUCUCUAAUCAUCGUGGUGGCGAUGGAUAUCAAAAGGGGGGCGACCAUAUGGGAGGCUAUGGUGGAGGACGUGGUAACCGUGCUGGAG